GCUCAGCGCCUGUAAUGUGGGGCGGAAAUGGCUGGGAGGGGGAUGGGGAUGUUGAAUUUGGAAAUUGGAGGGGACGCUGGUGGACGGAUUAGGUGCAAGGAGUUGGUGUUGAUGGAGGAGCAGGACGCCAGAGUCCCAGCCCUGGAACCAUUCAGAGUGGAGCAGGCACCACCUGUAAUCUACUAUGUCCCAGACUUCAUCUCCAAAGAAGAGGAGGAGUAUUUGCUUCGACAGGUUUUUAAUGCCCCAAAGCCAAAGUGGACCCAGCUCUCUGGGAGAAAGUUACAGAACUGGGGUGGGCUUCCCCAUCCCCGGGGGAUGGUUCCUGAGCGGCUGCCCCCAUGGCUCCAGCGCUACGUGGACAAAGUGUCUGACCUCAGCCUCUUUGGAGGCCUCCCAGCUAACCAUGUCCUUGUGAACCAGUAUCUGCCUGGGGAGGGCAUCAUGCCCCACGAGGAUGGACCACUGUACUACCCGACUGUCAGCACCAUCAGCCUGGGCUCCCACACCGUGCUGGACUUCUACGAGCCACGGCGGCCGGAGGAUGAUGACCCUACAGAACAGCCUCGGCCUCCGCCCCGGCCCACCACCUCGCUACUGCUGGAACCGCGCAGCCUGCUGGUGCUCCGCGGCCCCGCCUACACGCGCCUCCUCCACGGCAUCGCCGCCGCCCGCGUAGACGCGCUGGACGCCGCCUCCCCGCCGCCCAAUGCGGCCGCCUGCCCUUCGGCGCGGCCUGGAGCCUGCCUGGUGCGCGGCACCCGGGUCUCGCUGACCAUCCGCCGCGUGCCCCGCGUGCUGCGCGCCGGCCUUCUGCUGGGCAAGUGACCGCCAGGGCCGGGACCCCUCGGAUUCCCGGGUUCCUGCCCCCUUGGGGCUGCUGUGACUCUGCGACCUUGGAACCGUGGGCAGAGGGGGCUCCCCUGGUUUAUUUAUUUUCCCAAUAAUUUUGUGUGAGCUACAGAAGACCCCAUACCAAAUAAACAAAAAAUCUUUC
This is a messenger RNA of Piliocolobus tephrosceles (Ugandan red Colobus), 997 nucleotides long. RefSeq names its product alkB homolog 6, nucleotide demethylase (gene ALKBH6). Gene Ontology annotation, cellular component: nucleus. Lineage: Eukaryota; Metazoa; Chordata; Mammalia; Primates; Cercopithecidae. The coding region runs from base 28 to 828 and encodes 266 amino acids. The transcript is spliced from 7 exons. The record is from RefSeq and is a predicted model, not a curated record.